AUGGAUCUUCGCGUCGGUAACAAGUACCGCAUCGGCCGCAAGAUUGGUUCCGGCUCCUUCGGUGACAUCUACCUCGGCACCAACAUCAUUUCCGGCGAGGAGAUUGCUAUCAAGCUCGAGAGCGUCAAGGCCAAGCAUCCCCAGCUCGAGUAUGAGGCCAGAGUCUAUAAGUCACUUGCUGGCGGCGUCGGCAUCCCCUUCGUUCGCUGGUUCGGCACCGAGUGCGACUACAACGCCAUGGUCCUUGACCUUCUCGGUCCCAGUCUGGAGGACCUCUUCAACUUUUGCAACCGCAAGUUUUCUCUCAAGACCGUUCUGCUUCUUGCCGACCAGUUGAUUUCCCGUAUCGAGUACAUCCACGCCAAGUCCUUCAUCCACCGUGAUAUCAAGCCCGAUAACUUCCUCAUGGGCAUUGGUAAGCGCGGAAACCAGGUUAACGUUAUCGACUUUGGUUUGGCCAAGAAAUACCGUGACCCCAAGACACACUUCCACAUUCCUUACAGAGAGAACAAGAACCUGACCGGUACCGCCCGCUACGCCUCCAUCAACACCCACUUGGGUGUCGAGCAAUCCCGUCGUGAUGACAUGGAGUCCCUCGGUUACGUGAUGCUCUACUUCUGCCGUGGAUCCCUCCCAUGGCAGGGACUGAAGGCCGCUACCAAGAAGCAGAAGUACGACCGAAUCAUGGAGAAGAAGAUGACCACCCCGACUGAGGUCCUCUGCCGCGGCUUCCCCAACGAGUUCGCCAUCUACCUCAACUACACCCGAUCCCUCCGAUUCGACGACAAGCCCGACUACAGCUACCUCCGCAAGAUCUUCCGUGAUCUCUUCGUCCGCGAGGGAUUUCAGUACGACUACGUCUUCGACUGGACCGUGUACAAGUACCAGAAGAACGCUCAGGCCAUCGCCCAGGCCGCGGGAGCUACUCAGGAGGAGGACGAAAAGGCGCGGGCAUCUCGCACGAAUGCCGCUACUGCUGGUCAGCCGACCCCUCAGUCUGGCGCUAAUAAGCCUAACGCCCUUCCCAGCUCGCGCCGCAAAGUGAUUGAACGAGGAUCUGGUGUCGACACCCCGGAUACCAACCGUGCCGUCGGUGGAAGUGACAGGAUUUUGCGCUCGGCUACCAAGAGCGCUGGUCCAGCAUAUGGUUCGAGCUCCCAUCUGCCCAAGUGA
Molecule: messenger RNA, 1173 nt
Organism: Colletotrichum graminicola M1.001
Lineage: Eukaryota; Fungi; Ascomycota; Sordariomycetes; Glomerellales; Glomerellaceae
Exons: 4
Coding region: 1-1173 (390 amino acids)
Biological process (GO): signal transduction; endocytosis; peptidyl-serine phosphorylation
Cellular component (GO): cytoplasm; nucleus
Molecular function (GO): protein serine/threonine kinase activity; ATP binding
Source: RefSeq, a predicted model, not a curated record